CACAGAGCGGGUGGGUUGAGUCUGUAAGGUUCUCAUGUGUUAAAUAAGAGCGCGGCGCUGUUCAUCUGCUGCUCAUUGCUUAAUCUAGACAGCGUUUGAUUUGUUGAGUUCACUAAAUACUCUACACACAGACAGAGAUGGCAGAAACCGCCCCAGCUGCAGCCGCCCCGCCGGCCAAAGCGCCCAAGAAGAAGUCCGCCGCUAAAGCCAAGAAAGCAGGUCCAGCCGUCGGUGAUCUGAUCGUUAAAGCCGUGUCCGCAUCCAAGGAGAAGAGCGGCGUGUCUCUCGCUGCUCUGAAGAAAGCUCUCGCCGCCGGCGGCUACGACGUGGAGAAGAAAAACUCCCGCAUCAAGCUCGCCAUCAAGAGCCUGGUGACUAAAGGCAUCCUGCUGCAGGUCAAAGGAACCGGCGCCUCGGGAUCCUUCAAGAUCAGCAAGAAGGAGACCGAGACCAAGAAGAAGCCGGCGAAGAAAGCGGCUCCUAAAGCCAAGAAGCCCGCGGCCAAGAAACCCGCUGCUGCCAAGAAGCCCAAGAGCGCAGCGGCAAAGAAGCCCGCCGCUAAGAAAUCCCCCAAGAAGGCCAAGAAACCCGCUGCCGCCGCCAAGAAGGCCACGAAGAGCCCCAAGAAGGCGAAGAAGCCCGCGGCGCCCAAGAAAGCAGCCAAGAGCCCCAAAAAGACCAAGGCCGCCAAACCCAAGACAGCGAAGCCUAAAGCUGCCAAGCCUAAAAAGGCAGCUCCCAAGAAGAAGUAAAAACCUGCUGUUUUAUUCCCCAACGGCUCUUUUCAGAGCCACCUACAAACUCGAAAGAAAGAGCAAAUUUGUGGAAUUAAGGUUAGGUUAAGAAAUGUAACUAAUUUAACUUAAUUAGCUAAAUAAAUAAAACUGCAGAUACAACAUGACAAUCCCAUCAUCAAGUCAUUCUCCAUCUCUGUAAACUGCAGGCAACACAAUAAACGGAAAAGAACAAAUACACGUUACACACAGCAGCAGAGAUUAAAGAGCUUCCGAAUCGUUCUGUAGAACACAGUCAUUACUGAUCUCCCACUAAAUCAACACCAAACUACUACAA
Messenger RNA from Carassius auratus (goldfish), 1071 nucleotides. RefSeq names its product histone H1-like. The transcript has a single exon. Gene Ontology annotation, cellular component: nucleosome. Bases 138 to 752 code for a protein of 204 amino acids. NCBI's taxonomy places the organism in Eukaryota, Metazoa, Chordata, Actinopteri, Cypriniformes, Cyprinidae. Gene Ontology annotation, biological process: nucleosome assembly. Gene Ontology annotation, molecular function: structural constituent of chromatin; DNA binding. The record is from RefSeq and is a predicted model, not a curated record.